Messenger RNA from Helobdella robusta, 1103 nucleotides. RefSeq lists its product as hypothetical. Bases 281 to 790 code for a protein of 169 amino acids. NCBI's taxonomy places the organism in Eukaryota, Metazoa, Annelida, Clitellata, Rhynchobdellida, Glossiphoniidae. Gene Ontology annotation, cellular component: mitochondrion. The transcript has 6 exons. The record is from RefSeq and is a predicted model, not a curated record. Gene Ontology annotation, biological process: positive regulation of oxidoreductase activity; P450-containing electron transport chain. Gene Ontology annotation, molecular function: 2 iron, 2 sulfur cluster binding.
UUUUUUUAUUUAAAAAGCUUUAAAAAAUCUUUAUAAAGGAUUUUUUAAUUGAGAAUCCACAAAAGUUUUAAAUUUCGGAUGUUUAUUUUUAUCCUGUUUAUUUUUGCUUGUAAAAAUGUCACUUUAUUUAAAUACGAAAUAAAUCACUCAACACUGUUUUGUGAUCUCGAUUAUUUUUUAAAUUGUAGACCCAUUCGUGUUCACUUUUAAAUAUUUUAAAAUCUUUAAGAAUCCUCACAAAUUUAUUUCAUAAAAGAAACUUAAAUUAGUAAAACUAAUAAUGAAAAUAAAUUAUUUUGUAAAUUUGCUUUUUAGAGAAACAAAAUUUGUUAGAAACUUCUACCAACCAACUCAUACGCAAAAACACUUUUUCAGAUUUCAAAACAUUUUAUACUCUGGGGAGUAUGAGAUGCAAGAACCAAAGUCACCAGAUGAAAUAGUGAACAUGGUGUUCAUUGAUAAGAACGACUGCAAGCACAACGUCAGGGGGAAGGUGGGUGAUAAUAUCAUGUAUCUAGCACAUAGAUAUCACAUCGAGCUAGAAGGCGCAUGUGAGGCAUCAUUAGCCUGCUCAACUUGUCAUGUUUAUGUUUGUGAACGGUUUUUAAACAAGCUCCCCGAAGCAACCGAGAAAGAGGAGGAUCUACUGGACAUGGCUCCUGGCUUGAAGAGUAACUCCAGAUUAGGCUGCCAAAUAACACUGACCAAAGAACUAGAAGGAAUAGAAUUGAAGUUACCAAAGAUGACGAGAAAUUUUUACGUCGAUGGCCACACACCCCAACCGCAUUAGAAGCAGUUUUGUAUGCCCGCGUGUGUGUGUGUGUGUGAUGAUGUGAAUGAUGAUGAUGAUGAUGUGUGUGGUGGUGAUGGUAACGAAGAUGAUGGUGUUGAUAACGCUAUGCAUAGAGCGUUCAUAAAUGAUUAUUAAAUGAUUAUGUGAUAACAAUAUAAGAAAUGGCUUUUAAAAAUUAUGAUGAUAAUGCGUUUCAAAAAUACUUGUAUUUUCUAAUAGACAUUUUCAUCCUCUGAAAUAUCAUGUAAAACAAAACUGUCACACCACCAAAUAUUGGAUUGAAUAAAAGCGUCACUCGUACAGUUCUAAA